CCAUCUAGCACUACUGCACACUCAAGUUUCGAAAUAUCAAGCUGCCCUCAUACAACGACAGGCUUACAUAAGAAUCUAACGUUACAGGCGAGCGUUUAAAAGUAAACAUGAACCACAAAUGAGUUAGCUAACAAACGAUAUUGCUUGAUCCAGCUAGCUAACGUUAGUCUACUUGUCACAUCCUCUGCUUGCUAGCCACGAUGUAACGCUAACAACAAUGUAGCUAGCUUGACUGCUGCCAACAACAACAGAAGGUGGGUCUACUACCUGAAAAGAUCAUUCAUUAAUGAUGGCAAUACCAAUAGCAAUACUAGAUUGUGACUUACUGCUUCAUGGAAGAGGACAUAAAACACUGGACAGAUUUGACAUAGACUCUGUUUCGGACGAAUUCCUGUUGACAACAUUUGGUUUCCCAAGAGAGUUCAUUUACUACUUGGUGGAACUGUUGCGGGACUGCCUGACGCGACGCACACAGAGAUCAAGAGCCAUCAGUCCGGAUGUACAGAUUCUGGCUGCUCUCGGAUUUUACACAUCAGGGUCUUUUCAAAGCAAAAUGGGAGACGCUAUAGGCAUCAGCCAGGCCUCCAUGAGUCGCUGUGUUACAAACGUUACUAAAGCGUUGAUUGAGAAGUCAGCAGAAUUCAUUUGUUUUACUAGAGAUGAUUCCACCAAACAGCAGUCCAAAGAGGAGUUUUACAGGGUAGCUGGAAUACCUAAUGUCAUAGGCGUAGUAGACUGUGGUCAUAUAGCCAUCAAAGCCCCCAAUGCUGAAGACUCAUCUUAUGUUAAUAAGAAAGGCUUUCAUUCAAUUAACUGUCAGAUUGUUUGUGAUGCAAGGGGACUUUUACUAUGCGCUGAGACACAUUGGCCUGGGAGUCUGCAGGAUGAAUCCAUAUUUAAACAGUCUUCUGUCUUAAAGUAUUUUGAAGAGCAAGACAAGGAUGAAGGCUGGUUAUUAGGAGACAACUGCUACCCACUGAAGAAAUGGUUAAUGACACCUGUACAGAACCCAGAGGCUCCUGCUGAUUACCGCUACAACCUUGCCCACACAUCCACACAUGAGAUUGUUGAUCGCACAUUCAGAGCCAUACAGACAAGAUUUCGUUGUCUAGAUGGCUCCAAGGGCUACCUGCAGUACUCACCUGAGAAGUGUGCUAACAUAAUCUUAGCCUGCUGUGUUCUCCAUAAUGUCUCACUUCAGUCAGGACUAGAUGCUUGGACCUUUGAGAGGACUGAGGCCAAAGACCAAUCUGAUGAAAUGACUGAACACCCAGACACUGUGGACUCUGAGGCACACAGAAUACGUCAGGAGCUCAUUCUCAAUCACUUCAGCUAAACAUGGUAUUCUUUGCAAAGAUCGGGUUCAGGAAUAGUCUUGCAUUUUAUGGCGAUAAGGGAUAGUUCACCCAGAAAUUAAAACUGGGUAACCAUCUAUUCAGCCCCAUGCUAGAGACCUACAGUGUUGCCCUAUGGUAGAGAACAGGGUUACCAAGACAGAAGUCAAGACGCAUCAAUCUAUAAUGGCCAUGUAGGAUUUAAGGAAGUCCACAUAGAGGUCAAUCGAACUUUUACACUAAAUGAGACUUUCUAACAUCAUUUUAUUUAGAAUUAAAUCACAAAGAAUUCACACACAAAAAAAUCAGUUUGUUUACCAAAAAUGCAUACCGUAGGCCUGUUUAAAUGGAUGCUCAUUCCUGAGAUCCCUGUUGCAUAUGUUUGGUACAGAAUAAAGAAUUGAAGUGCU
Molecule: messenger RNA, 1744 nt
Organism: Alosa sapidissima (American shad)
Lineage: Eukaryota; Metazoa; Chordata; Actinopteri; Clupeiformes; Clupeidae
Gene: harbi1
Product: harbinger transposase derived 1
Exons: 3
Coding region: 287-1336 (349 amino acids)
Source: RefSeq, a predicted model, not a curated record